CAGCCAAUGAGCCGCACCUGCAGCCGUCUACAACAACAAGAGUUGCCCACGCGCUGGCCCUGCACGCCCACGCACGCACGCACGUACGCACGGACACAUCCUGUCACGUCACGCCCGACCUUCCAAGCGCACGAUGGCUUUCAAAGGCAGCAACGGCGUGGCCGUGGAAAGACGCGUGGAUCUGGCGUCCCUCUUCUGCAUGAUCGGGCGACACGGCCCCGCAGUGGCUCUCGUCGUGUUCGCCAUGGUGUCCGUGCUGGCGGGUUUGGUCAUCUACCGAACCGUGAGGGGGAGGAGGAGGAAGAAGAAGGCCGCCGAACGAGCAGAGGGAAAGAACCCCCCCGCGGAAACCGACGAGGCGGCGACUCAAGAUGGGCGAGAACAGCAAGCGUGUGCGGCUUCAACAGAUGUUGGUGAUGUGGCAAACGAGGAUGAUUAUGACUCCACUGGGACUCUCCUCAAAGUCAGACAUCGUACGACUGCGGCUGCUGAGAAGAGCCUGUCACCCUGGGCAUCUGACGUCCAAGUACCGGUCGACCAACAUGCUACAUUACCGCACACACAGCGAGUGGAGUCUGUGCCGUCGUCUUUCAGAGAAAUCCAGGUGUACUUGGAGGAGCCCAGUCGGAGUCUGCAAAGUGUUGGGGCAGAAAUACAAGGGGAAUCUGCUACUGUUUGCCACCUAUAUUCAACAGAUGACUCAUUUAGGGAUGAAGGGAUUUCAGAAGGCAGCUUGAAGAAGCCUGAGUCCAUUCGGGAUCAGAUCUGCCAUGAAGAAGUCGACAAUGGAGAAAACCAAGUUCACAAGUCUGUGACCACAGAUGAGGAUUUUUCUGACAACAAGAAAACCAGAAAAGAAGAGGAAACCUCUCAGCCUUGGUCAAGUAACCAAGUGUGCUUUGAGCAAACCCGUGCCAUCAGAGAAGCUGAUCAUGACAAACAAGACAACAAAACCACAGCAGAAAGUGGAACAGUGGAACUCGACAUUGAAGAACAUGUAAUGUCAACAGACAAGAGCCUAAAGGAUGAGUUUGAGGAGGUGAUUCAACAUCAAGACGGUGCCGAUCCUAGUGUAUGUUCCUCUGAUCACUUCGCUCCAGAAGAGGGAAAGAAACAUGCAGUCAUCAAUGAAGAGCAGGAGAGAGAGGAUGACCGCAACAGUACUCUGGCUGCUGAAGCAACUGAAGCAGAUUCAGAUGGCUUGAAGACCACAGCUGUUGAUUUUGAUGCUCGGUCACCACCGUUGGAUAAUCCAGAAAUCCAGGUCGAACGUAAAGUGGAACACAGCCUGACAAGCAACCAAGAGAUGGACCACCUUCCUGAUAGUGAGCUAGUAGAGAGUUGCAAUAUUGUUAGCAGCAGGGAAGAUGUAAGUUCAAGUGUCCCACCUAUGGUUGACAAUGAUAUGCCAGGCAUCACCUCUAAAGCAGCACCCCAAAUUGACUCAGUUUCAGAUGUAUCAACUAAUGAUCAACAAGCACAGAAAGAAGUUCCAACUGUGGAUGAACCUCCAAUGCCAUCAGAUGACACUGAAAGCCUCUGUGAAAUUAUUGAAAAAGCUACAACCGCUACACAAGAUGAGGCGCCUGUUGACCAUAUUUGUGAACACCACAAUUUGUCUUUUGAAAAUCAAAGUGUUCAAGAACUUGACCACAAUGCUUUGAAAACGAUAAGUGUUGGUUUCGCUCCUGACCCAUCUUGUGACAUUGAAGCAUCCAUCUACGAAGACCAGUAUGGUGACAACACGAAGGCCACAACUUUCGAGCAGCCGAGGUUCGAUUCGCCAGGUGACACAGAUGCCAGAGACGAUAACUUUCAUGAGGACAUUGCGUCUUCCUCUCAAGAUCAACAAAAUGAUCAAAAUGCUGACGAUUUUUCCUUUCUCACCGCUCCUGUCAUGACCGAAGGUACAAUGAACCCACCCAAGCUUCAAAUUUGCCUACCGCUCUUUGAGCCAAGCAAGCUGAGGCAUAACAUAUGUGGUGGGGGUGAAGAAAGCGGGAUUUCCAGCAUGGCUGUCAGUCCUGAGUUGCUCGAUCCUGGGAUUAACUUUGACACCAUUGGGAUACCAGCGAAGGCUCAGGAGUCACAUGCUGAGGCGAAGCUGGAGCCUCAAACUUGCCUUUUGGUUGACGAUGCAACUCUAUCAGGCUUGGAGGAAGAUGUGGUGGUGUAUGAGCCUCACACAGUUGCACUGCCAGUGCAGCCCUGCAGUCAAAUCAUAGACUCUGCUAAUGAUGAGUCAGUGGCAGCAAACGAGGGCAUGUUUGGCCAUGUUAUUGAGCAAGGCAACCAAAGAGAGACAGACAAGUUUACAGUGCCGGUCCGAAGUGAUGAUUGGGAAAGACAGGCAGAAAUGAAAGUUGCUGUGGUUUCAGGUGUUAAUGAGAAAUUGGAAUGUGCAGAAAACAAAGAGGCAAAGAUGGAAAAAGAUGAGGACUAUGCGAAGACUGAAAUAAAUAUCAUGGAGGCAACAAUGGACCAUAAUGAGUGGAUCACAGAUGGUAACCCGAACUUUCCUUGGCUGAUUCUCUCUUUGCCAUCUUUUGGUGGUGAGAACCACACAUCAUCCCAGCAGCUUCCCACUGAAGAAUCAAAUCACCCAGAUUCAGAGCAUCAAUCUCUUCCUCAAGUCAAACAAAUUGAUGGAUGGGAUUUUGAAGAAAACAUGAAGAGCAAAAAAGUCAAGGUGACCUUCCGUGUCCACUACCUCACCCAUUCACUGUUCCAGAUGUUGGCUGUAACAGGGGACCAGCAGGAGCUUGGGAACUGGAAGGGGUUCAUCCCUCUCGAGAGCACCAAAGAUGGAUACUGGAUGGCUGUGGUGAGCCUUCCUGCUGAUAACCAUGUGCAGUGGAAGUUUGUGGUAGUAGAAAAGGGGGAGGUGUGUCGCUGGGAAGAAUGUGGCAACCGGCUGCUCAAUACGGGAUGUGGCAAAGACGUGCUUGUGCACAAAUUGUGGGGAUUUCUGUGAGAAGUGAUGGGGAAAUGAUCAUGAGGCCUGUUUUAACUUGGCACUAAGUAAGACCUACGAAAUUACAUCGAAAUGGUAACUGUAUGUUUUCACUGCGAAAUAAAAACAUUUUCUGUAUUUAAAAUAUUACUAUGGGAUAUUUUAAAAUUGGGGGAAAAGGAUUGGUUACAACAAUUGUGGAAGCAUACUCCCAUAGAUGUCUGCUGAAUCAGUUGUUGUCAGGGUAAUAAUGAUUGGAUCGUCAGUCUUUGGGUGGUUUCACACACACGCACACACGUCACAAUGUUGCAUUCGAACGAAAUGAGAGUAACAUUUUCAUGCAAAUAGGCUCCACAAUAUGUAAAAGUUUACACCCUUUUGAUUGCUUGACUUUCAAAUGUUGCAUUAUGCACUGUCCAACAAGCUAAUGUUAUCGUACUGCAUUCAUGUCUUCCUGUAGAAAUUAGCCACAGUUUUUUUUUUUUCUUUUUUUUUUCUCUCUUUCCCCCCCUCAAGUAUCCAUGUGUGUGUCUGGUAAAUAGUAUGGACACAUGCACAUUGUGUUCCCAACACUUCUGCAAAACCAUGGUACAGUUGCUUUGCUAAAUAAUGACAGUACAAGCAAUUUAUUGUUAUUCUCAUUGAGGUAAGACUAUUUCCUAACAUGGGUUUCCUAAAAAAAAAAAGCUUGAAACUGUCUAGGUUACCUAUAGUAGUCUCAUGCAAAGGCAAUAUCUGUGAAUUAUGCAAUAAACAGCUUUUUAAACUGUGCAAGUUAAAUUUGGCAGAGAGGUUGAAAAAGCGUAAACUGCAAUACUGUUUAUGGUGCCGGAAUGUGCACAGUAUGUGAAAACAAGCAGUUCACUUUUAUACUACGACAAUAAUCAAAGCAAUAACUGGUGUGCAUCAAAGACCAGCUAUUUUAAACGAGGUGUGAUGCUGCUUUUUGACCGAAUGCAUGUCCCAUCGUUGCUCUAUAUACUAGUGCCUUGUUAAACAUAGUUUUUUUUGCUUGUUUUUUUUCCCCCACAAGUGGUUUUUAAUGUAUUCUUCAUUCAAAAUAUUAUGCAAUCUUGUGAUGUUACUGUUUGAUAUACAUAACUUUUCAUCAGUGAGGAUGUGUCACUGCAAAUGCAUUUAUUAAAGGCCAGUUAUUUGAAA
Phyllopteryx taeniolatus (common seadragon) is the source of this 4114-nucleotide messenger RNA. RefSeq names its product starch binding domain 1 (gene stbd1). Bases 134 to 2974 code for a protein of 946 amino acids. The transcript is spliced from 3 exons. Gene Ontology annotation, cellular component: membrane. NCBI's taxonomy places the organism in Eukaryota, Metazoa, Chordata, Actinopteri, Syngnathiformes, Syngnathidae. The record is from RefSeq and is a predicted model, not a curated record. Gene Ontology annotation, molecular function: starch binding.